AUGGAUCUUCCAGUUGUGGUUGAUUCAGAGGAUGAUGAAAUGGUCUCCCACGAACUAGAGCAAAUGAGGAGUAUAUUGGAAGAGGCGAUUUUGGAAACGCGCAGAGUGCCUCUCGAAAAUAGACUGCGACUUCCCCGCAUACCCCAAAGCAAGCGAAAUCGGGCUUUCGUGAGGGCCCUUAACCCAAUGCUGGUAACCUAUUUGGAAGCGAGCCACGACUUCUGCGAGACGGACUCAGUUCUUUUUGGCGCCGCAGUGGCAGCUUGCCGUAUUAUUGGCGCCAAACUUCCCAUGGCUGGACGCAUUACUAAACAAAGUAGAGCCAUCCCAGCCUGGGGAAAAAGAAUUGAGGACCGUGUCGCAAAGGCAAGGGCCCUUAUCGGCAGACUGACAAGCUUCAGGUCGGGUAAUAAUAGACCGAAGGUUGUGUGCACCGUUAGAAUGGCGUUUGCUGGGACAAAUAUCAGUUUGUCCCAGCCGGAUAUCACGCAGAAACUAACGGAGCGCAUAGACGACCUGAAGCAAAAGAUCGCUGCUUAG
Molecule: messenger RNA, 540 nt
Organism: Parnassius apollo (apollo)
Lineage: Eukaryota; Metazoa; Arthropoda; Insecta; Lepidoptera; Papilionidae
Source: the annotation of a GenBank genome assembly